GAUUAUCGGAGCACAUCGGUUAAUGCCAAACAUAACACGAUGGCUGCUUCGACUAAUAAGGAUGAUAAGUACGGAGCGCAUUUUACAUUUAUUUGGAAAAUCAAACAUGCUCCCAGAUUUGGGCGGUGGGAAAGCCCGGAGUUUAUUGUUAAGUCUAUGGAGAUGACGAAAUGGAAUUUAAUUAUGAUUGUUUUUAGUCAAGGAGGAGCACUUUUAUGGAUUGAAAGAGUGGCGGAGGACAGCGGACCGGACAGUAUCGAAGUAGAGUUCGAACUUUCGUUCCUUGAUGCUAACGGUUCGUCAUUAACUGAAAAAUCCGGCACUGGUCAGUUCCGAAGGGAAGGAUGUUCUCAGGAAUUAGUGAUUCCCCAAACGAAUGCAAUUUUCAAAGAAAGGAAACCUAUAUUCCGGCCAAGAGAUACGCUAACCGUUCGAUGUCGCAUGUCGAGAACGAGAACCAAAAUAUCAAAAUCUGAUUUGUGCUUCGCUACUACUCACUUCCAGGUGUAUAAACGUUCUUGCUUUUGGGCCAUAAGGGAGUUCAGUUCUCUUCGGCGAUAUGAAAAGUGGACCCUGCACCUGAAUUCAAUUAUGGAAGGAUGUCCAAAUCUGUUACUGGCUGUUAAUUUAACUAAAAGGAAUGGUAAAGAAUUUAUAUUUUUUGAUUUGGAAGUACCUAACAUAGAAAAAUAUUAUGACGUAGAGGCGGAAAUUGCUCUUUUAGAUGCAGAAGGAACGGUUUUUCUUUCCAAACGAACUUCAGCAGCUCUGAAUACAAGAUCAAAAAUUUCCGAAUUAAGUGUUUUUGAAAAAGAUAAGUUGACAACCAAUGCAGCAGUUUUGUUAUCGGACGAUGUGCUUCUCGUGCGGUGUGAAUUUAGACUUACAUCUCAGCCUCCUGUCCUGAACAAAAUAGAUGGCUACAAAAUAUUACAUUAUUUACAUUUGAAAUCGUCUGACACAGAGAAGAAAGAAACAUCUUCUGAGGACUUGAAUGAGCCUGCCGUAUGUCCUUUUAAAGAGAUUAUCAAUAGUUUUAAGGACGAUAAAACUUUAAGUGACGUCAGCCUCCGGGCUGGCACCGUAUCCUUUCCUGUCCACAAGCUCAUUUUGAGCAGCCGUUCUCCCGUUUUCAAAGCGAUGUUUACCAAAGACAUGAAGGAAAAGACGAGCACAUGCAUCGAUAUUCCCGACAUGGAUGCAGACACACUGCAUCAACUGUUGUUUUAUAUCUACGAGAAUAAAUUGCAAAAACUCACGUGGGAGAUGGCGGCAAAUUUGUUCGAAGCUGCCGAUAGGUACGGAAUAAUGGAUUUGAGUGAAAAAUGUUCAAAGUUUUUAAAAUCGAAUCUCUCCGAGUCUAAUGUAUGUGACAUUCUAGUUCUUGCAGACAUGCACCACGAUGAAAAUCUACGAAAGUCGGUGCUGGAUUUCAUACAAAAAAAUUCGGAAAUAAUUUAUUCCGAUGGUUGGAAAGUAUUCAAAGAGAAUCAUUCCAAAUUGGCGUGGGAAACAGCGGAGGAAAUCAUUUAUAGUAUGAAACACGCCAAACCUUAAAUGUAAGAUUUAAAAAAAGUGCUAAAAUAUUUGGAGUCUGUUUUUUUUAAAAAUUACAUUCGUAUAAAAAUUAUUUAUUUCUAUUUUGUGCUUUAUAAGAACUCUGAAAAUUUAUCUAAAGAAAGGUGUUUGUAUUUUAUGACGUAAUAUAAUUUUAAUAUAUUGCUUUCUGCCUUAUAAUUAUUUUAAGUAGUCU
Messenger RNA from Argiope bruennichi, 1753 nucleotides. RefSeq names its product speckle-type POZ protein-like. NCBI's taxonomy places the organism in Eukaryota, Metazoa, Arthropoda, Arachnida, Araneae, Araneidae. The transcript has a single exon. The record is from RefSeq and is a predicted model, not a curated record. Gene Ontology annotation, cellular component: cytoplasm. Gene Ontology annotation, biological process: regulation of proteolysis; proteasome-mediated ubiquitin-dependent protein catabolic process. Bases 40 to 1557 code for a protein of 505 amino acids. Gene Ontology annotation, molecular function: ubiquitin protein ligase binding.